Molecule: messenger RNA, 1422 nt
Organism: Pisolithus orientalis
Lineage: Eukaryota; Fungi; Basidiomycota; Agaricomycetes; Boletales; Pisolithaceae
Product: cytochrome P450
Exons: 10
Coding region: 1-1422 (473 amino acids)
Molecular function (GO): monooxygenase activity; oxidoreductase activity, acting on paired donors, with incorporation or reduction of molecular oxygen; iron ion binding
Source: RefSeq, a predicted model, not a curated record
AUGUUUGCCAUCAGCAAACGGAGAAACCGAGCUCUCAGGAAUGGUCUUCCGCUCCCUCCAGGUCCAAGGGGUCUUCCCUUCGUAGGGAAUGUUCUUGAUAUAGACAUUUCUACACCGUGGACAACGUACGAACAGUGGGGGAAGCGCUAUGGUGGAAUAUCAUACUGUACCAUAUUGGGCUACGAAUUUAUUAUCAUCAACGACGAAGAAAUAUUUCAUGAACUGAUGGUGAAACGGUCGUCGAUCUACUCUGAUCGCCCAUAUCUGUUAGCAAAUGAGCUAUUCGGACUGGAUUUCAAUACAGGCCUUCUCCCGUACGGUGACAAAUGGAGGCUACAUCGAAAGAUGUUCAACGUCGCCUUUAGUAAGCAAACCUCCAAGAAAUACCAAGCCGUGCAGAUGGAAAAGGUGCAUCAGUUCCUUGUGAACUUGCUCUCCACACCGCACGACUAUCCAAAGCACGCCGCUACGUUAUCUGCUGCCAUAAUCAUGGCAAUCACUUACGGAUAUGAUGUUGCUCCCAAGGACGACCCUUUUGUGACCAAUGUCGCACAUCUAGUGGAACUAAUCACAAAUAUAUUGACUGCAGAACGUGCCAUGUUACUUAACGCUAUCCCACUCUUGGCAUACAUCCCAUCGUGGCUCCCUGGCGGACGGAUCAAAAAGCGGGCAGCGGAGAGUCGCGCUCUUGCGAGGACGGUGCUAGACGAUCCUGUAAAGUAUCUACGUGACUUCAAACAUCAAACUCUUAAUAUUUCGCAGGCGGCUGGCACGCCAACGACGUCAAUUGUGGGUGACUUAUUCGAGAUGGAAAUUGGGAAGGAGUUUGCUUCCUCUAAGGAUGAAUUAAUCAAAGGAGUGGCAGCCACUGUGUUCCUUGGUGAGCUGACGCAGACAUCAUCCGCACUCCUCAUCUUCCUUCUUGCUAUGGUGUUAAAUCCAGAGGUGCAAACCGAAGCUCAAGAAGAAAUCGAUCGAGUGGUUGGAGAUGCCCGUUUGCCCGAGUUCAGGGAUAGAGAGAACCUUCCUUACGUCGAGGCUGUACUUAUAGAGACCCUGCGAUGGCAUCCCAUCAACCCCUUAUUGCCACUUCCACAUAUGACAACGACAGCCGACGUUUUUAACGGCAUGCAUAUCCCAAAGGGCAAGGCGAUAACCCGGAAUGAAAAACGUUACCCAAAUCCCACCGCAUUCAACCCUAGAAGGCACCUAACUGCCAGCGGGACACUUGCUGAAGGUACAAAUUACCCGCUUUUUGGCUACGGUCGUCGCAUCUGCCCAGGCAGACAUAUCGGAGACCAAAGUUUUUGGGCAGCAGCAGUAUCUAUCCUCGCCACCCUACGCAUUGGGAAGGCCAGGAACGAAGCUUGCCAUGAAGUCGACUUUACUCCUGAGUUCAUAAUGGCAGGGUUAGCUUCGUGA